GUAUGCUAGUCGAGGCGGCUUCCUGGAUUCAAAGUGCAAGCGGGAAGAUCUCUGCGAUCUGAUUGGUUGUUUGUGCCCUGGCGCAGAGUGCUGCCUGUAGGAGCUCUGUCUGGGGCUGUUCGCCUGGCUGUCCAUUACCCUGCUGGUUACAAUGGCUGAAGGAAAGAGUCUACAGAUAAAGGAGGCGUUUGACUUGUCACAGAAGCCCCACCAGAACCAUGCCAAGCUGGUCUCCUACCUGAGAGCCACAUAUAAUAAGGUGGGUGAUGGAAGGGGAGACCAGGUUGUAGCAGUGCUUUAUAACUCUUCAUUAAAGGGACACAGCUGCAUACCUACCAAGGGUCCCUAUUCACAUGGGGGCAGUCCUUAUUUGGGGAACUUAUCCCUCUGUCCCCCUUUUCUAGGAGCUCCAUAUUGUUGAUGUGUCUGAGCUCCACAAAAAUAAUUCUCACAGCAAUGGGUCUCUUUAAAUUACAAUAAAUGUGUUUUUUAGAACUCCUUGUUUGCCUCAAAAUUAUAUUGGAAUGUUUUGUAACAAUGUAUCAAUAAAAACUACUUGAAAAGAACUGUCUGUGUUUAAAAAAAAAAAAAAGAUACUGUUAUUGUUCUAAAUUACAUUUUAGUAACUUCAGCUCAAUGAAGUGGUCUGGGUGCCAGGUCCCCCAGGUUUUAACGCGUCAGAUGUUUACAUUGAGGGUUAAUCCAGCCUCUAGUGGCUGUCUCCCUGACAGUCACUAGAGGUGCUUCUGCGAUUCUCAGUGAGAAAAUCGCGUUGAACUCACGCAGCGUGAGUUCUGAUCCCCAUAAGAAAGCAUUGAGUAAUGCUUUCCUAUGGGCAGGUUGAAUGUGCGUGCGGCUCAGGCCGCGCAUGCGCAUUGGGAGCUGACGUCGGCAGGGGGAGGAGAGGUCACCAGCGCCGAGGGAGCCUGGCGCUGGAUUAAGUUAAGUGGCUGAAGGGGUGUCAACCCCUACCUAAAAUUUAUCAGAACAGUCCUGAUACCUCCAUAAAUUAUAGAGUCAUUCUUUGUCCAUUUCAAAUGCUGGGAGAUAUGCUCCUGGCUGGGAAUGAUUUCCUUUUGUUUUAAAAUACAUUAUAAAGAGGAAGCAUUACAAUGUAAUCAGUAAAUACAUCAGAGGGCAGAUCUAAGCACUAAAACAACUUCAUUUUAAUGAAAUGGUUUCAGUUUAAAGAUCGUAUCCCUUUUUUAUGAAAAUGUAAAGCAUUGCUAUUUCAGAGUUUGUUGUGCCUAAGUCACAUUUCUUGUGACUGGAGUAUAGAGUGACCGCGCCAUACGGUCCUAAUGCUUAUCAUAGAGUAGCUUCGCAUUCAGUGCUUCACCAUGAAAAGCAUCGCAUAAGAGAUUGCUGUUCAUGCUCUGUAGUUUCCCAGUGUUUUUAUGAUAGGUCCAAUAUAAUCAUGAUUUCCAAAGCAGAACAAAACAUUCAGCUGUUUGACACUUUUCAAAAAGUCCUGAUCUGUAUUGAAGUUGUCACUUUUUUAAACCGUCACACGUGACAGACUCCAGACUUAUUAUUAUUAUUAUUAUUAUUAUUAUUAUUAUUAUUAUUAUUAUUAUGAUAUUUGUAGAGCGCCGUGAAAUUCCACAGCGCUUUACAAUGGGUGGACGAACAGGCAUAUAGUUGUAACCAGACAAGUUGGACACACAGGAACAGAGGGGUUGAGGUCCCUGCUCAAUGAGCUUACAUGCUAGAGGGAGUGGGGUAAAAUGACACAAAAAGGUAGGGAUAGUAUUAGACUAGUGACAGCACUAGCACUUUAGCAAGCUGAUGCGUCUGGAAUGUUCUGUUAAAGGACCACUAUAGUGCCAUGAAAACAUACCCACUCCCGCCAGGCUGGAUGGAGAGCAAAGGGUUAAACACUUUUGGGGACUCUCCUCCUCCUUUCCCUGUCAUCGGCUGAAUGCGCAUGAGCGGCAAGAGCCGCGCGCGCUUUCAGCUAGUCUCAUAGGAAAGCAUUCUCAAUGCUUUCCUAUGGACGCUGGCGUCUUCUCUCUGUGAAAAUCACAGUGAGAAGCGCCUCUAGCGGCUGUCAAUGAGACAGCCACCAGAGACUGGAUUAACCCUAAAGUAAACAUAGCAGUUUCUCAGAAACUAUGUUUACAGCAGAAAGGGUUAAUCCUAGGUGGACCUGGCACCCAGACCACUUCAUUAAGCUGAAGUGGUCUGGGUGCCUAUAGUGGUCCUUUAAAGGAAUACUCCUAUAUUCUUAAAGGACCACUAUAGUGCCAAGAAAACAUACUUGUUUUCCUGGCACUAUAGUGCCUUGAGGGUGCCGCCACCCCGCCAGGCUCUACAGGGUGGAAGGGGUUAAACUUAUUUCUCCAGCGCCGGGCGGGGAGCUCUCCUCCUCGGCUGAAUGCGCAUGCGCGGCAAGAGCCGCACGCGCAUUCAGCCAGGCUCAUAGGAAAGAAUUCAUAAUGCUUUCUUAUGGACCCUGGUGUCUUCUUACUGUGAUUUUCACAGUGAGAAGCGCUGAAGCGCCUCUAGUGGCUGUCAAUGAGACAGCCACUAGAGGCUGGAUUAACCCUAAUAUAAACAUAGCAGUUUCUCUGAAACUGCUAUGUUUAUAUAAAAAAGGGUUAAACCUAGCUGGACCAGGCACCCAGACCACUUCAUUAAGCUGAAGUGGUCUGGGUGCCUAUAGUGGUCCUUUAACUUCAGUUCCUUAAAUUUGUUAUGGAGUUAAGAGAAUCCAGACUCUAUCUUUAAACCGUUAACAAUCUUAAAACAGUUUUGCAUGGCUCACACCAGGAGAUACCGCCGCCUUUACCAAGCAUGAAUAGCCACAGUGCGUGGGCGCUGGACGUGCCGACACUGCUUCUGCGGGCUACACAUCAGACCAGUUCAGAACUGUCCUGUGCCUAUGGAGGGGGUCAGUUGACUCGUGUCUCUAGACCCAAUUAUUGCCAAUGUUGCCCCCAUAUCCCUGUUACUAUAAGCACUAUUUUUUUUCUGUUAUUACCUUUUCCCAGCCUUACAUUUGUAAUCAUUGUAGGGCAUUGGGGGUUCUCAGGGCGGCAUAACUAAGUAGAGCCAACAGUAUCAUUUAUGACUAUUUUACUAUUCGAAAAGAAAAAGAAGGAAACAAGUGGAGCUGAAAGCUGCAAAUCUCCUAGUGGGGGUUAACCUUGGUGUAAAUGUACAAAAAAGGAAGAGAUGGAGGAUGCAACAGAGAACGGAAAGGAAUAAAGCACUGGACAGAACCAGAUCCUAAAUUCUAAUUCAUAUAUAUAUAAAACGUAACAUUUUAAUCAGUAAGAUAAAAAGUCCAUUGAAUGGACUAAAGGGAACAAGACUAACCACAAACAAAGUAAAGAUAAAAUAUGUACAAAGAAGAAAAAGGCUACAAAAAAGAAUAAAUAAAAAUUACUGUUUUCUUUUCACUCCUGCUCCCAGAUGUAUAGAUUUAUUGCAGGGGUGAAAAACAAUUUUGUGAGCAGCAAAAAAAAGCUGUGGACUGUAUUUAUGAUUUAAUAAUAAUAAUAAUAAUAAUAAUAAGAAAAUAUUUUAAUAUUAUUAUUUUUUUUUUUUCCUUCUAGAUAGAGGAUAAAUCUAUUUUCUUGGAAGAGUUUAUCCAUUUCCUCAAGUAUCCUCUGAUAGUCUACAGACGAGAGCCUUCUGUGGAGAGAGUUAUGGAUUUUGUGGCAAAAUUUGUAACUUCAUUUCACAGCUCUGACGGUGAAAACGAUGAUGAAACUGAUGAAGAAAAUUCCCCUGUUAAUUACCUUUUUAACUUCCUACUACAGGUAUUUGUGGAUUUAAACAUAAUGACUCUAUCUGUAGCACUUAAGAGGAUAAAAGGAAAUACAAAAUGUAUGUAUUAAAUUAGUAAUUAUUCUCUCUAAAAUUAUUGUUCUGCCUAAAUUACACUCAUUUUGAAACUUUGGAUCCAAAUAUUUGUUUUGCUCUAAAUUCCUCUUUAAAUGGACACUGUAAACACCUGUAGUACAAGAAAACAUCUGGCGGAGAUUUUCCUAAUUUGUUUAUUUUUGUCUGAUUCUGCGAUGGACAUAGAACGCUGCACUAACCUAUGUUGCCAUCCAGGCUGAAAGACUUUUCUAAGGAACAAGUAUAAACCUUGGAUUAACAAGUCAGAUGAUGAGAGGUAGUAUUUAGGUGCCAGGGAAAGCCCAGAGUUUUGAAAAAACAAAUGGGCCAUGAUGGCCUGCGUGGACUCUUGGCAGCAUAACCAUUGCACUGAGCGAAUGCUAGCUCAUUUGUAACAUAUCCAUGUUGUGAGCCUAACUGUAAACUAUGUUUAUGCUUUCUUAGCUCAUGGUUUCUCAACUGUACAAUACAAAUAUAUGAAAGUAAGAUUCUAUAAUUUUAUAAAAAAAUUAUAGACGUAGACUUUACUAAUAGGCCUUAAUUAUUGUAUCACAGUAAUUUAAACUUUAACCUGUUCACACAGAGAGAGAAUUUUUUUUCACAGAAUGUCCUUUGCUCUGACCUUGAGUCACAAGCUUAGGAGAACGUUUAUCAACUUCACUGAAAGGAAAAAAAUUUUGUAAGAAAAGCGGAAACAAUUGUUGAACACUGUGCCGUAAUCAAUGAAUGUACCAGUUAUUAACAUGUUUCCAUAGUAUUAAGGAGGCAGGCAGUUAUCCAGGGAGAAGUGCAAACCUCUGUUUCAGUCUCACACAUGCAUAUGUGUACGCAAACACGCGCUCAUAAAUGGCUACUCAUUCACACAUAUACAAAAAUAAAGGCACACACUUUGAACUGAGUUAAUACUCUCUCCAAGCUCUGCUCCUUGCCUCUUCUGUCAGUAAGGAAAGUGUAUGUCAGGAAAUUGGGAGAUGCAGCAUCUGUUCUUGGUAUCUAGCAGGGAGUGUGCUUUCUUUACAUACUAGCUACUCAAAAAAUGCACACACUCUUUAUUAUCAACACACUUAGUCUCGCACAUAUGCUUAGAAUCCUAAACAUCCACACAUAACUGUACAAAAUACAUGUACGCAUACAUUUAUACAUUGACACACAUUUGCCUGUUUAAUUAUGCUCUGUCUACCCCUACUGCUCACCUCUGUUUGUGCUGAGAAUGGAGGUCUGCAAAUCUGUCCCAGGUGUCUGUUGGACAUUCGCUAUCUGCAUCCUCUGGAAGCAGACAUAACUUCAGGGCGCCCCACUGACUGCGCUGGGGCAAUGUGAUGUCAUAUUAAUGUCAUAGAAUGACAUGUGAAGUGUGAGUAUUUGAGGAACACUUAAAUCACUAUAACCACUACAGCCCAUUGAGGUCGCUGCUUUUUUAUAGGACAAUUCAAAUUUGACACUUUCUAUAGAGCAAUCCAUGGUCCUGCAGGAAAAAUGUUGUCGUUGCCUUACACGGUGUCUGGCAGUGAGUGCAGUCCUGCUUCGCCCAGGUAAAAUAUACAGGGACUUUUUGAUUAGUAGGACCAGCGACUUUAAAUGCAGAAUGUCGAAUGAUACAUAAUUUCUGCAAUUUCAGGGUAUUUGUUGCAAACAAUGAGCUUUCAGAGAAGAGGUGGAUAUUUGCACUUUAACCCUAUUUUUUUAUAGGUUAAUAUAGGUGAUUUUAGGUAGCCUAGUAAAAUGUAAAAUUGUAUUUUUGUGUGUGCUGUUCCUUAAUCUGGAUUUUGUAAAAAAUUUGAUCUAUAUGGCAGUACUAUUGUGAAAUGCAUGUUUUCCAGGAGCGCCCCCAAUUCCCUUUUUGUUUUUUUACUAUGGAACUUUGCAUUUUAAACACAUUACUCUGUAAAAAGUUUCCCCAUCCUGGUUUGUUUGUAACUGUCAUAUUUGCAUAACCUACAUACAUAAUUUAGGCUGUUUCGAUUAACGGAUGUAAAUCCCUUGCACUGGAGUUAUAUGAACACUAGGUGGUGCUGGUAAUCUACAUUUAACUACAGAAAGAAAAGACAUGUUAACCAUAUCGGCGUUGUUAAAACAGAACUCUGUGAUCUUUAAUUUUCUUUUUUCUUUCUUCUUUAGUCACACACGGCAAAUAGCAUGGCUGUGAGGUUCAGAGUUUGUCAACUGAUUAAUAAACUGUUGGUAAAUCUACCAGAAAAUGCCCAGAUUGAUGAUGAUUUAUUUGAUAAGAUUCAUGAUGCGAUGCUCAUACGUAUAAAAGACAGAGUGCCAAAUGUGCGAAUCCAGGCAGUAUUGGCUUUAGCCCGACUCCAGGACCCCACUGAUCAAAACUGUCCAGUUUCCAAUGGUGAGCUUAUCUUGUUGUAAUUACCUCAAUGUGCUUUUGCGGAUUAAAGUAUUAGAGGGUGUUAAAAAAAAAAAAAAAAAAAAAAGUGGGGGUGGGAAGCAUCAUACAAAACUUUGGAGGAGUAAUAUGCCAAGUUUUCUGAGUGAUGCUGUCUUUAAUAUUUACCUGACAUUGCAGUCUGCGUAUGGUUCCCAGGUAUAAUUGUUUAUUAUCUUAUGACCCAUGGUGCAAAUUAACUGUGGUGGGGGCCAACUCCAAUAUCAAUUAUAGGUAGAGAUCCACAUACAUCACAAUGUAGGGUAGAGGUUCAAAGAUUUAUUGUGUGCAGGUAACUUGUUUUUCUUUGGUUGAUGUGUACAAGUAGUGAUUGGAGCGAGCGCAGGACUUAUCUUUCUGCAUUUGUACUCAUUUUUUGUAUCACUCAGCCUUGUUACAAUGCUGCCGCCCAUCCCAUGUGUUCCCUAUUAAGGGUUAAUAAAUAUAUAGGGGUGUAUAUAAAAAAUACCCCUUUCUGUCUCAUUAGAGAUCUUUGCCAGAAACUCAAAGAAGCAAGGUGAAGGGUCAGCGUAGGGGGUCUGCCUUGACUAUGGCAGGCGAGCAUUCCCUCCAAUGGCCAUUGGAGUAACUAAAUGACCUCCAUUUCUCUAAAUAUACAUAGGGACUAAGGAGAGAGCCCAGGUAACUUGUUUUUCUUUGGUUUUUACUAUAUAUUGGGGCUGAUGUGUACUGUAGUCAUUGCUGCCACCCAGUAGUGAUUGGAGCGAGCGCAGGACUUAUCUUUCUGCAUUUGUACUCAUUUUUUGUAUCACUCAGCCUUGUUACAAUGCUGCCGCCCAUCCCAUGUGUUCCCUAUUAAGGGUUAAUAAAUAUAUAGGGGUGUAUAUAAAAAAUACCCCUUUCUGUCUCAUUAGAGAUCUUUGCCAGAAACUCAAAGAAGCAAGGUGAAGGGUCAGCGUAGGGGGUCUGCCUUGACUAUGGCAGGCGAGCAUUCCCUCCAAUGGCCAUUGGAGUAACUAAAUGACCUCCAUUUCUCUAAAUAUACAUAGGGACUAAGGAGAGAGCCCAGGUAACUUGUUUUUCUUUGGUUUUUAAUAUACGUGUGUGUGUAUAUAUAUAUAUUAAGUCCUCACAGCCAAGAAACCCGAAACAGUGUCUCCAUGCAGAGGGUGGAGACUCUGAAUAGCAGUGCUGCACUACAUUAAGCUGUUCUGGUGAGGAUAGUGUCCCUUUAAGACAGCUAAAUGGAUCCUAUAGUGCCAAUUAAAACCCCUUCAGCCACUUAGCUGAAUCCGCCCACGCUCCUCCCCUACCAACGUUAGCCAGCGGGGGAAACCUAAUGCGUAUGCGCGGCAAUGGCAUUAGACCUUCCCAAAGGGAAGCAUUAUUCAUUGCUUUCCUAUGGGGAAAAUCUGACGCUGGAGGUCCUAAUGCAGAGCGUGAGGAUGUCCAGCGUCAGAUAACGGACCAAAGGUCUGUUUGGAUUCUGGAAGCGUACCCAUUGGCUGUCUGGUAGAGAGCCACUGAGGGCAGAUUUAGUGUUGCAAUAUAAACAUUGCAGUUCUCUGAAACUGCAAUGUUUUACAUUGCAGCACUAAGUGUAAUAGUGACACAGCACUCAGACCACUUCAAUUAGCUGAAGUGGUCUGAGUGCCUACAGUUUUCCUAUAAUUUUUCUAUUAACGAUUUGUUUAUUACAGUGAAGAUGUGCAUCUUAACACUACCUCAAAUUUUAAAUGCGGACUACAAUUUACAGUACAAAACAAUGGAUCAGUUAUUCUCUCUAAAAAAACAAAAAUAGCAAACUCAGGAUAAAAAAAACAAACAACCUAUUUUGGAAAAAGUCAAAGCAUGGCUAUUUAGCCUAAAUUAUUUUUAGUUUUUUUUUCUUUUUUUCAUACACCACAAUUUGUUGUGUAAUUAAUAAACCCCAAAGAAGCCAGGUUCUGUAUCUGUCUUAUACCAGCAAGUGAAAAUUAUUACUAUUGCCGUAAAUAAGAUUAAACAGACCUAAGGAAAAGUAUACCAGACAUCACCAUUUUAGUACCGGUAAUCUAACUUUGUUCUGGUUAAUAUUCAUCCCUUCCUGAAUAGAAAGAAAGAAGAAAAAAAAAAAUCCUUCUCCUACGUAUGUUUGUCCAAUCCUAGCAAUCAGUCUUACCGUAGCUUUCAGAGGAAAUACUUUUGUUUGUUUGUACUAAUAAGGUUUCUCAAUCCGGUCACAUGAAAUAAUGAGAAUGAAUGAAGCAAAAGAAGGUUUGAGCCAAUUCUAACACCAUCUUCUCGGCUCUGCAAUGUCUGGGUAAUUAAGGCCAGUCGUUUAGGGGUUAUGCGUGGCUAUUAUGGUGCUUAUAAUAAGACUGGUUGCCAUAGAAACCAUGUGAAGCCUGCUUUACAUUGCACAUAUUGUGGAAAUGAGAAUGACAUGAGACCUGCAGUGCAUUAGCUACGUUCUGAAAAAUAAAAGUUAUAGCAAGUGAAGGAACUAGGAAACCAUGUUUGAUACCUUUCAAAAAAAAAAAAAAAGUCUUGUAAUUCAACAAGGACCAAACAGCAACUGUUGCUUAGGGUAAUGUCAACCACCAUAACCACUGCAGCUGCUGUAGCGGUUAUGAUGGUAGGAGUACCUUGGCACUAUUACCCUGGGUCUCCUCUGAAGCAGGAUUUACAACAUCUGGCUUCUGCAGAGCUGGUGCCAAUCCUAGCACUCAUUUAUGGUUUGAGAGCAACAGCUGACCACUCUCAGCCAAUGAAUUAGAUUCUGCGCAUCAAAAUUUGCAGUUUCACCUUCAGCAGCAAAGUGGUUAAACUCUGUAUAUGCAGCAUUUCAAAAGGAAAAGCUGCACAUACAGACUUCAGGCACCAUGACCUCUUAAAAUCACAGAAGUAACUCUUUUUAAAUUUCUGUGUGUCACUUUAUUUGAAAUGUUAUCCAAUUUGCUGGUUUAUAUAUACUGGAGAACAUGUUUUCUGCCAUAGUGUAUAGUGCGUGUCUGUCUACCUUUGCUUAUUUUAUUUUAUUUUUUUUCACCCUUUUAUGCCUCCAGUGGAUGUGAUCAUUUGACUAAUGUGUUUUGGUGGUUUAUAUUUUUAAUUUACAAUCUCUGAAAGAGGAAAAAAAAAAAAAUUAUUUUUCUAAGUUUCCUCUGUAGGAUUUUAAUGCUGCUUAGUUAUUUGAUAUAUAAAAUUAACAAUGUCACUGCAUCUUAUUUUUAAGCUUACACGCAGUUGCUAGAAAAUGACUCUAAUGCAGAAGUACGGAGGGCGGUAUUAUCCUGUAUUGCCCCUUCAGUGCAAACCUUGCCCAAAAUUGUAGGCCGCACAAUGGAUGUGAAGGAACCUGUGAGAAAGUUGGCGUACCAGGUAACUUAAUAUUUCAAUGUGCAUGGGAGAGAGGGGGUACUAUAAGUAAGUAAAAGCCUAUUGUAUCCUGUUAUAAGUUGGGAAUCCGAAAACCUGCAAUAUAUUCAAUAUAUAAAGUAUGGCAAGAGACGUUAGCUUUGUUUUGGAUUUUUGUUUUUGAACCUGAACUGAUUAUAAGCAACAUUAUGCAUUAUUGCUACAAGUCUUUAGGCUGAUAACUCGUAGUCAUUAUAGAUUUAAAAUUGCCAAAAAUAAGUCUCCAGAAUAAACAUGUGGAAGGUGGAGGAGUGUAUUUAUUUUUGCAGUAGGUUACAAAGAAGAAACCGAAUUACAUGACAACUCAAUAUUGAAAAAUUUACGAACCAAAAUUUUAAAGACGCUACCUCGUGAUAGCAUUCCAGUCACAUUAUCAGAUAUUGGCCUCAACUUGAUAUUUUUCCUUUAGCUUUUCAAAUGACUUAAUAUUUUUGGAUACACUUUUUUUUUUUUUUAAUAUUUUUUUUCAUAAUAUUAAAAUAUCAGAAAUAUAUAAUCUUAAAAAAAGUAAAUCAAUAUAUCAAAAUAUUUCUCAAACUAUUAAAUAAUGUAAAAUACAUAUCAAACUAUAACAAUGUUAAAUUAGGACAGGUAUAUAGUGUGCAUCAUACUGCUUUUUAUAGCAUCGGUUUUGCACACUAUAUACCUGUCCUAAUUUAACAUUGUUAUAGUUUGAUAAGUAUUUUACAUUAUUUAAUAGUUUGAGAAAUAUUUUAAUAUAUUGAUUUACUUUUUUUAAGAUGAUAUAUUUCUGAUAUUUUAAUAUUAUGAAUAAAUUUAUUUAAAAAAAAGUGUAUCCAAAAAUAUUAAAUCAUUUGAAAAGCUAAGGGAAAAAUAUAAAGUUGAGGCCAAUAUCUGAUAAUGUGACUGGAAUGCUAUCACGGGGUAGCGUCUUUAAAAACCGUUGCUAUAAAAAGCAGUAUGAUACAAAAAAGGUGAGAGCCUAUAGAAGGCAAGCAUAAGGUAUUUUGGGGAACAUACAUUUAAAGACAAUAUUCUACUGUACUUCUUCAAAAAGUACCUGCUAUGUUUAUGAGCAUGCUCUGCCCCUCUGGAUUUUAUUUACAGUUUACCUUAACGUGUGUUUUUUUUUUUGUUUUUGUUUUUUAAAUUUAUUUCAGGUUUUGUCCGAAAAGGUUCAUAUAAGAGCUUUAUCCAUUGCUCAGAGAGUGAAACUCUUGCAGCAGGGACUUAAUGACAGAUCAGGUAACAGUAAUACUUUGUUAAAUUUUGUACUUUUCUAAUUGUAUUUCUUGUGCUAUUUAUUUUGUUGAUGAUCAAAUAUUUUGGAUGCUGAAUCUGCUGCAUAUCCCAGGUUAAAUUAUUUUGAUUGUGAAUCGGUUUUGUUUUGUUUGUCCAUUGCCCAUUGGUUGAUAUUUUGCAUAAUGGUGAUGUUUCUGACCAAAUGUACAUUUAGACUUGAGGAGAUGCUGAUUUAGACUAGGAAGCUAUUUUUCUGUUUUUGGUUGUGGGAAAAUAGUACAACAUUUUUUUACAACAUAGAUUAGAAUAUUAAGUUACGAAAUUACUAGUUUGAAAAACAACCUUAAUUGUGCUUUAAAAAAAAAAAAACAAUUCAUAUUUCUUGAUCUUUACAAUUGAUUUAAAUCCUGCAAUCCAAUUCAUUUUCUAUCCGUUUGAGUUUACAAGUAUCCUUUUAAUAUUUCCAAUACUUAGUUUUUUGUAUUUUAUACUUUGUUCACAAAUAUGUGUUUAAUACAUGCCUCUGAGCAUUUACAGUGGCCUGGGGUCGUUCUGCUCUUUGACACAUUCUUAUAAAAGGCAUUCAAUGUGUGACAUACAGACACUCUGUAUUCGUUGUUAUGACAAUCUUUGAAUCAUUUUCUGAGAUUAUGAUCUCCUCUGUAAUCUGUUAAUGUGCUCAGAUAAAAGCUGAAUAGUGUUUGUAUUUUGUGGGGGAAAAAAUGCAUGCAGCCUCAGAUUAAAGAUAAAAUAUGUUGAUAAUCUUGAAACAUAAAUUUUUUUUUAUUUAUAAAAUAUUUUAUAAUAUUAUAAAAAAAUAUAGUAUUUGGUGUAUCAUAGGGAAAGCUUAACCUUCUUUAAAAUUUUAAGUAACACUCUAACAUGAACACACUCUCUCUCUCUCUCUCUCUAUAUAUAUAUAUAUAUAUAUAUAUAUAUAUAUAUGUAUGUAUAUGUAUAUGUAUAUGUAUGUAUAUAUAUGUAUAUGUGUAUGUAUGUAUAUAUAUGUAUAUGUGUAUGUAUGUAUAUAUAUGUAUAUGUAUAUUAUAUAUAUAUAUAUAUAUAUAUAUAUAUAUAUAUAUGGUCCAUGCACAAAGAAGGAUUGAGGAUGCAGGUAAUUUUGGAGCACUAUUCAGUAAGGCUUGGGAUCGGUUUUAGAAUGUAUAGCUGGACAGAACUGGUGGAAGAUGGGCAUGAAUAAAUAGUUUGAGGAUGUGUAUAACACAAUUUAAGUGUCAAAGACUGCUUUCUUGUGUUCGUUAUACUACCUUCUGGUGGUUUUGUGGGCUUCUUGGCUUAAUUACUGGGGACCGGUUUACUAUUGUAAAGCAGAGUCCGCUGAUAUGGAGCAAAAUCAUAUUUACUUUUGUCGCUUCCAAGGCAGCCAGAAAAAAAAUGAAUAUAUAGGAGUAAUUAAACACAUUAUUUUGUGACAUUCACAUAAGAUGGAUGUUAAAGCUAAAAUACAUAUUAAGAUAAUUAAAAAUAAAAAACAAAUUGUAUUGUCUUGUAUCUUUAACACUAUUUAAAGUGUUUUUUUUUUUUUUUUUUGUUAUAACAAAUAUAUAGUUUUCUGAGGAAUCUUGAACAAUUAAAGCAAUAAUAAUUUGCAACUGUUGCUCAGCUGAAGGCACAAAUGAUUUAUUUGUUAUCUCUGCGCACUUAGCCAAUCCAAUGCUACUUUUAGAGAGAAGCGUUAUAUCCAAUGGGUCUCUUUAAUAAUCAGUAAUCAUUAGCCACAUUUUGCAUCUUCAUGCCUUGUAUAAUGAUGCCGAAUGUGAAGACCUUUAAAAAUGUAUGGUCUCAAGAAGGAAAAGCAGCAGCUAUCUGUCUAAAUACCACUAGAGGCAUGUUUUCAAACAGAUUUUAAAUAUCGCUGUUCCUCAGAAACCGUAAUGUUGUACGUUAUCUGAAAAAAAAAAUGGGUCUUUGCACCACAAUAUUAGGAUUUUUUUUUUAUAUAUAUAUAUAUUUCAAUUUUUUUUUUCAAAUAGAUAGUAUAGUAUAACAGUAUGUCGUUAGACACAUAUACAAAAAUUUCGUAGUUAUCAUUUGUUAACAGAGUAAUUAGAUCACACUGCAGAUUAAAUGAACAGUAUUACAAACGACAAUGUAUAAUAGCUAACAAUAGUGCUAAUCAUUUUACUUAAUUCGACAAAGAUGGUUUAACUUGGUGAAAGAGCGCAACGUAUGUAAUGCAAUGUUGCUGGUUAAUGCAGUAAAUAAAUACUUCAAUGAGCUUACGUAUUCAAGAGUAACAAGUAUUGUUAGAUCAAAGUGAAUUCCGCUAGUGCGGAGUUAUUGAUAUAGUGAAUUAGAAGGGAUGUGGUGAAGCGUAAUUCAUAACAGACUAGUCAUGGCAAGGAAUGGCAUGUGUAAAUUUCUAGGGUGUGCGGCUGGUAUACAGGAAGGGGGGGGGGAGAGGGGGAAUAUUAGGAUUUUGUGUCCCUUUAACACAAAUUAUAGGUUAUAUCUGUGUUUUAUUCAGAGGUAUAAUUUCAAGAGAAGUGACUCCUUCCUGGUUAAGUUUAAGAAAAAAAGUACACUUUUUAUUUUUAUUUUAUUUUUUUAAGUGUCCUCUGCCACUCUAUUUUACAGAGGCUGUGAAAGAAGUGAUGCAGAAAAAAGUCAUUCAAGCUUGGCUCCGAUAUACUGAGGGUGACGUUUUGGAAUUGCUCCAUCGCCUAGAUGUUGAAAACUCUCCAGAAGUUGCUGUGUCUGCCCUAAAUGCAAUGUUCUCUGUGUCUCCUCUUAAUGAGCUAAUCCAAAACUGCAAAAACAUUGAUGAACGGUAAAGCAGAGGGAUUAACAACAAUGUAUUACCUGAUUUGUUUAUUUAGUCAACAUUUUUUUACUGUUCCGAGCACUCUAAAGGCCAUUGGUUCCUAAACGUGAGUUUGAUUUUCAUGAGCAGGCUCUUUAUCCAUGCUUUGCUAAUUAUGCUUCCAGAGCUAAUGAAAAUGUGUUCACCAUUGAUGUAUUUUACUUUCAGAAUGUAUGUGACCAUGGCUUCUUAAAUCUCCAUGUGUGAACAAAGGAGAAUGGAUUCCUGCAUUGUUGUAUUGUCAGGUGUCUGAGAGAGAGUGUUUGGGUUUUUUUGGCACAAAACCAGCAUUAACUUUUUGAGAUUCAGUUUUUGCCUAGUCCUUAAAUUCCAGGCUACAGCAGCAGGAGUGUUACGUUAAAAAUAGGAAUUCGGUUUAUGACCACUAGGGUAUUUAAUAAGGGUAACUAAAUGGUAAAACUUCAUCACUUUUCCUUUUUGUUUUUCUGCAGCCAAAGUCCAAUUUCAUUGUAAUAGACUUGUUUUUGAUUUACUUCUGAUUUCUAGGAAGUUGAUCCCAGUGGAGACUCUUACUCCAGAAAAUGUUCUGUAUUGGAAAGCCCUUUGUGAAUACUUGAAAUCAAAAGGAGAUGAAGGGGAAACUGCAUUAGAAAACAUUUUACCAGAGCCUGCUGUGUAUGCAGAAUAUCUAUCAAGGCAAGAACGAGUAUUUUUUUUGUUGUUUAAGUACUUGGCUUAAUGUGGAUUUCUAGGUACCAAAACCACCACUUCCCAUUGUAAUUGUUAUGGUACCAUUAGGCAGUGUGUUUUCAUAUAUUCACUAAAGGGAAAGGUGGUGUCCCUUUUUCUGUGUACUACAGACCUAUACAUCUCCAUGUAAGAUUUCUCUUAAAAUAUAAAUAAUCAUUGUCCUGGAACCUAAUGUAAAGUUAUACAUUUUUCUAGUUUUGAUUUGUAUUUUCAUGUAUUUUUUUUUUUUUUUAGCUACCUUCGAAACCUUCCUGUACUCACAGAAGAAGAGCGAGCAGAUAUUACUAAAAUUGAGGACUUGAUGACAAAAGAAUUUAUAGGGCAGCAGCUGAUUUUUAUAAUAGGCUGUCUGGAUACCACUGAAGAGGGAGGCAGGUAGGUUAGAAUAGCUUCUUUUUACAUUGUAUCAUUGUAUUAUUUUAUUUUUUUGCUAUAGAAUUGUUCCCACACACUUAUGUAUUUUUCUUCUUACUGCUUACAAGCCAUAAACAAUCUCUCACUAAGUUAAUAUAAAAUGUGCCUCAUCUAAGUAGAUUGUCUACAUUAUUCAAAGUUUUUAGCAUGAGCAAGAAAAUGUCUUGCGUGGAUGGCUGUAAAUUUUGCUCAUGAUUUCUGUAAACCUGUACAGAUUUGUAUUACUUUAGAAUAAUAUAGGACUCCUACGCUACUUGACAGCCUAAGCAUUACUCCACAUUUUAUGAAGGGUGUAUUUCUACUCUUUAGGGCUGAAUCUAUGGCUAGUGAGGAAGUGGAAAGUUUAGCUCUGAUAUAACUGGGGUCUCUUUGUAUUCUCUCUUCUCUCUCUUAGCUGUUAUUCCCUGCCCUAAUGAUAUGACGUCUGUUUUAUCAAUAAAGUUAAAGAAAAUACAAGUGUAUGGUUCAACAUCUGGAGUUUUCCUACACCUAGUCCACACAGAUAAAAUGUCAUAAGGACUGACUGACUCAGGGGUGUGGAAUUUUUUUAUUUAUUUAUAAAAAAUUUUUUUUUUAAUUGUACAAGUGACUAAAGUGGUAGCCCUAUGUUACUUGAUCUGACACAAAAUAAUUUCAAUUAAUAGGAUUUUGGCCCCUGCUAAGAGCCCUGGACUUUGACAGGGCUAUUGGCUUAAGUCUGAAUUUUUACAAAAUCUGAAAGGAAAAAUGGAGGCAAAAAUUGCUAAUCUGGAAACAUUCUCUAACUCUGCUAUAGUCACAACAUGGCUAUUUAUGCCUCAGAUUUGUCACUUGGAUUUAUUUUGCAAAAAUUCAGAAUGUUGUGUCUUGCCCUUUGCCAUCCAGUGAGCUGCAACCUGCUACGGUGUCCCGGUACAGUGUUUCCGGGUGGGCCUGCCUGGCUCUACGACUGGUUCUUUCCUAACUAUACUAGCAUUCAGGCCAAUGUUGGAGUAAAAAGAGAGGUGUGUAAAAAAACUUUUUAAAAUUGUACAAUCCCACUCCAUGAUAUAUCAGGGAAUUAAGAAGCCAUUUUAUAGUUGAGAUGCAUUUUUAAAGCAAUUCUUCUUUAUGACUUUCAAAUAAGGCAAAGGCUGUACGACUUGCCUGUAAGCAACUGAUCUGUUGAUACAUUCUCCUUUUUAUUCCAGGAAGCGUUUGAUUACAGUUCUUCAAGAGAUACUGGUUCUGCCUAAUACUCCAACAUCUCUCAUAUCCUCUCUGGUGGAGUUGUUGCUUCGUAUUAUUAAAGAUGAUGACCGUAGAACACUUACAGUAUGUAGCUUAGUUCUUUGCAAAUAUAUUUGGUUUUGCACAGGGCACUUUAUAGGUAAUAACAUUUCUUUUGUUUAAAGAGACACUGUAGGCACUCUAUCUACUUCAUCUCAUUGAACUGUUUAUAGUGUCUAAGGUGCCAUAAUGUCAUUCAGUUUUAAACAUUUUUUAAUGUUUUUAUGUUUUAAUGCUAAGAGUAGCACUUCCUCUCUGUGCUGCUUUGGCUAAUGAGGAAAUAUUAUUUUGAACAGCAGUGGGCAGCUGUGAUUGGCUGAGAUGGUCAGUUGACUGCCUUUAGCUACCACUGUCGUUAAGGAUAUGACUACAAGAAAGUGUGUAAUCUCUGCCUUAGCCACACCCACAGAAGAGUUUGUGCUGUGAGUGACCAGGGACCCAUAUUUAAUUGCAAACUGCUGGAAAAUGAUUUAACAAUGAAUGGAGGCACUACAACCAGUUCAAAGAGAUUAAAUUGAUUUAGUGACUACUUUGUCCCUUUAAGGAUCAAUGGCAGAAUAAGUCUGUCAUAACAAUUCAAUGUUUAAUAGUCCUUUAUUAAAAUGGAAUAUUUUGUAUAGAGCUGCAAAUAUAAAGUAAACAUGACAUUCUAGACUAGUUCAGGAUUUUUAGGUACCAGGUGGGGAUACUCUGCUCCUAAGGGGUCAACAAAUUAUUGCACUCAUGGCCAAACAAAAUUUUGCCUGUUGUCCUUUUGACACUUUUGUCCUGCUAAGUGAGUGAAUGCAGGGAUUUAUGUGUGAGACCAUUGUGUCCUUCUGCUGUCACUAUCAAGCAUGCCCAUGCUUUCAUUGUACUCCUCUACCUGUAGUGUCCAUCUUCUCUUCCUGCCCCCUUUCUUAUAGUUUGUGAGGUCCUCUGCUGCUUACUUGAGUGUAGCCUUAUCCCUGAUGCCUUCUGUUGCAAGGAAACCGCAGAGCUAUGCAUGGGCAGUUCUAAACACAACUCCCUUCUGGCUAACUCUGUAGUGAUUUCACAUAUCACUACAGGACCAGCUGCUGGAAGCUGUGCUUAAAUUCCAUGAAGCACAAGUAAAGAUUCCAGAGCCCCUACUUGCCGCAGUACACCUGCCGGCUGUAAGUGAUAAGCAGCCGUGAAUGUUUUACCCUGAUCUGGCUUAAUUUGGAAUAUUGAGGGGUACAAAGAUAACAAGAUCCAGCGCACUCACACUUUCACUAAACAGCAACUUCAAAGCUCACAGAAUGUAAUAGUUUAUUUUUUUUAAAACAUUUAACCUAGACAAAAAUAAUGGGGGUUUACUUAUAGUAUAUGAUCGUACAAAUUAUAUAUAUAUUUUUGGGAAAAGAAAGAAUGUAGCGCUUGUGGGAGUAAAUUGUCACUUUUUCGCAGUCUCUGAGGAAUAUAUAGGAGAUCAGCAACCAAGUGCCUGGUAAGAAAAUAAUCGCAUAUAGUGUAGAUGGUAUAUUACGGAGUAAUCAUUAAUAUAGAAAUAUAUGAAUAAACUCACAAACGGGGAGCUGUAGACUCCGCUCUAGUUUGUAUCGCUUUUGGAUCUGUUUAGGCGAUCCUCCCCUUAUGGAAGUUAUGUCACUGCUAGGUCCGUUUGGAUAAUCUUCCCUCUUUGGUUGAUUGUGGAUACUGUGAAUCUUAUCCUGAGAAGAGGGUAAAAGCAAGGACGAUUGCGCAGUACUAUUUGAGAUUCCCUUAUAAAAUAAUAAAGAUUCCCAAAUGGGUACUUACAAGCCUGGAGUCAAGCAAUGUGACUCAAUUUUCACGUAUUGUGCAGUGUGGGACUGCACUCCCAUCCAGAAAAGGCAGGUGGGUUAGGUGAAUCCAGGAAUCAAAAUAAUAAUAAAAGCUAACUUUAUUAUAAAACAAAAAGGGCAUCAAUAUGCCUAAAAUCAAUUAAUAAAACAAAGAGCAUCAAUAUGCUUAAAAUCAGGAAACCAGAAUGCGUUUUGCCACUACACUGUGGCUAUUUCAACUGGAUAAAUUAAUACAAUGUUGCCUGUUCACUAGAUACUGUUUAAAUACUCUCAUAAUUGGUGGUAAAAAGGUCUAUGAUGACGCCGCAACACGCUGUUGCCACCCACAGGCAAAGCGUGUGCGGUUCAAGCCUCUGUUUCGUUCACACACACGAACGGCAGAUACAGUUUCUAUAUACCAGUACAGCUUAGCACUUUUCAAACAUCGCACACAUACGCACGGCAGAUAUUGUCUCUGUGUAACACUGCCGCUUACCACUUAUCGAAAUCAUUUCAGAUACGUUACAACUUGCCACUUGUCCAAAAUUAUUUCAGAUGCUUCCCAUAUAAAAGUUAUCUUUUCACUUAUCUUAUAUUGUCUCUGUACAACACUGCCGCUUACCACUUGUCAAAAUCAUUUCAGAUACAACAUUACAACUUGUCACUUGUCCAAAAUGAUUUCAGAUGCUUCCCAUCUCAAAGUUAUCUUUUCACUUAUCUCCUAUAUUCUUGUGCCUUCCUUCUUCUCCUCUUAUUCUCUUCUGUAUCCGAUGAAAUAAAGUCCAUUUUAAGGGAUUCCCUUUCAUCGUCGGAAAGUGUAUAGUCCAUAUAUGACUCCAUAUGGAAUUUGAUGGACUAUUUGAAGUACUUUGUUGUUUGAGGUGUUGGAAGCGAAUGUUUAGCAGCUAGUUUGAAGAUAUCUAUAACAAAUUGUGUUUAUUUUAAUUAUUUGUAAUAAGUGCUGGUUCCUAUCUAUCAAAUUUAUAUAUAUAUAUUUUUGUUUAGGUUAAAUGUGUGUGUGUGUGUGUGUGUGUGUGUGUAUAUAUAUAUAUAUAUAUAUAUAUCUAUUAAAUUCUGUGGUCUUUGCAGUUGCUGUUUAGUGAAUGUGUGAGUGCCCUGGAUCUUGUAUGUUGUGUGAGUCUCUGUCCUACAGAAAUUCUAAUCCUUUUAUUUGACUUUUAACUAGAUAGCAGAAAUCGUCUCUGAGCUACGGGAGCCCAUUGUCACUGUGGAAAAUCCAGCCGAUCACACUGCAUCCAGGAAACUGCAGUUGAAGGUAAGAAUUUGUUAAAUAGUGCACGUUACAUUAUUUUACUUAAUUAAGCCAAAACUGUUAUUUUUAAUACAACAUUCCAUACUUCUAGCAGCUGGUGAUGUCUCUCCCAAUCCAGGGCCCUUCACCUUCUCUACACACACUAAGACAACCAGAAACCCCACAAACCUCAUCACAAUACCCUGCCCUUUACCCUCACUUAUCAAAAUUAAUUGUGCACUCUGGAAUGCCCGCUCCAUCUGCAGUAAUUUAAAAUCAACAACCAUACACGACUUUUUCAUCUCAAACUCACUCACACUGCUUGCACUUACAGAGACCUGGCUGUCCCCCUCUGAUAGCGCUACUCCUGCCUCUUUGUUUUGGUUGGCUACAAUUCUCUCACACUCCCAAGCUCAACUGCAAAGGAGGCGCCGUAGGCAUCCUUCUCUCCCCUCAAUGUACCUUUCAACCAAUCAUAACUCCCCCAGCCCUAUCCUUUUCUUCUUUUGAAGUUCACACUGUCCGCCUAUUUAAACCCACUCCUUUAAGAAUUGCUAUCAUCUACAGCCCCCCUGGUUAUCCUAGACUAUUCACUGAGCACUUUUCUUCCUGACUUCCCCACUUCCUCUCAUCUAGCACUCCUUCCCUUAUACUUGGGGAUUUUAAUAUCCCAUCAAUAACCCCAAUUGCACUGAUGCCUCUCGUCUGCUCUCUGUAACCACCUCCUUUGGCCUUACGCAAUGGUCCAAUCUAGCAACCCAUACAGCAGGAAACACUUCUGAUCUUGCCUUCACCAACCUCUGUACUGCCUCUAAUCUCUCCAAUAUUCCUUUUCCUCUAUCUGACCACCAUCUGCUGACUUUUGACACUGGCAUGCCUAAGACCCAAUUGACCCAAUUGACACCACCGUCUGAACAUCACUCUCACAGAAACCUCCAAUGUCUUGACCUAGAGCAUUUCUCCACUAAUCUACAAACUCUCCUUUUACCUAUCUCAUCUGUCCUAGUUCUGCAACCUCCUUCUACAAUUCCACCCUCUCCUCUCAACUAGACAUCAUGGCACCGUGUACAUUUAAACGCCGCAGGCCCCCCAACAACAACCCUGGCACACCAAGCUCAUUCGAUACCUCCAAAAAUGCUCCAGAACUGCUGAACGCUGUUGGAGAAAGUCUCACUGUGCGUCUGACUUUCUCCACUAUAAAUUUAUGCUGAGCUCAUACAGCUUGGCUCUUUCCUCUGCAAAAGUUAAUUACUUCAAUACCCUCAUAACCACACUCUCCUGCGAACCCAAACGACUAUUUCACACAUUUGACUCUCUUCUUCGCCCUGCUGUUCCUCCUCCACCUACUAAUGUGACCGCCUCAGACUUUGCAACUCACUUCACUGACAAGAUCUCUACUAUCAGAGAAGAGAUCUCUCAUCUUUCUUCUUCCUCUUACAAUACUUCCCCUAACUUCACUCCCUCUGCUGUUCUAUGUUCAUUCGCACCCGCUACAUUGGAAGAGGUUUCUGCUCUGCUCCAGUCCUCCCGCCCCACCACCUGCUAGAUCCAAUUCCCUCGCAUCUCAUCCAUUCUCUCUUCUUCUCUUUCUCCACCUCUCACUAAAAUUCUCAAUCUCUCUCUCUCCUUUGGUAUAUUUCCAUUGCCCUUCAAACAUGCAACCGUAACCCCAAUUCUAAAGAAGCCCCAUCCAACUAUCGUCCUAUCUCGCUACUGCCUUUUGCAUCCAAGAUCCUUGAAAAAAUUGUGUAUGCGAGAUUGACAGACUUCCUCGAGUCCAACUCUCUGCUAGACCCGCUUCAGUCUGGUUUCCGCGCUAAGCACUCUGUGGAAACGGCACUGACCAAAGUAUCCAAUGAUCUACUUGCUGCAAAAUCUCGUGGUCACUACUCUAUCCUAAUUCUCCUUGACCUGUCUGCGGCUUUUGACACUGUUGAUCAUCAACAGCUUCUUCUCAUCCUCCGCAAUAUCGGUCUACAAGAUAUUGCUCUCUCCUGGUGCUCCUUCUACCUCUCCCAGCGCUCUUUCAGUGUUUCUUUCUCCUGGCUCUGCUUCUUCUCCCCAACUCCUCUCUGUUGGUGUCCCCCAAGGUUCAGUCCUUGGUCCCCUACUGUUCUCCAUCUAUACUGUCUCCCUUGGUAAACUCAUUAGCUCCUUUUGCUUCCAAUAUCAUUUCUAUGCAGAUGACACGCAAAUCUACCUGUCCUCUCCCUGUCCCUCUUGACUAGUGUCUCUGACUGCCUCUUUGCUGUUUCUAACUGGAUGGCUGCCCACUUCCUUAAACUAAACUUGACCAAAACUGAAAUUCUGGUCUUUCCUCCCUCAAGUGUUGUUACUCCUGUGUCUGUCUCCCUCCAAGUCAACGGUGCUACCAUCAGCUCCACCACGCAGGCUUGCUGUCUAGGUGUUCUCUUUGACUCCGACUUCUCCUUCAAGCCUCAUGUUCACUCUAUCGACAAAUCCUGUCAUUUCCAUCUCAAAAACAUUGCGCGCAUCCGCCCCUACUUAACGCCAGAUGCGACUAAGGUGUUGGUCAAUUCCACCGUCCUUUCUCGCCUUGACUAUUGUAAUCUGCUUCUCAGUGGUCUUACAUGCUCCCAACUAGCGCCGUUACAGUCUAUAAUGAAUGCGGCGGCGAGGCUCAUCUUCCUGUCCGCCCGCACCUCCCAUGCCUCACCCUUCUGUCAGUCCCUACAUUGGCUUCCUAUAAAAUAUAGUGCUCAAUUUAAAAUUCUGGUUCUUGCUUUCAAAUCUCUACAUAAUGCUGCUCCCACCUAUCUAUCCUCCCUUAUACAUAAGUAUGUCCCGUCUAGGCCCUUAUGAUCUGCUGAAGACUUACGUCUAUCUUCUGUCCGUACUCCCACCUCUGAUGCUCGCCUUCAAGAUUUCUCGAGGGCUGCACCGUUCCUGUGGAACUCGCUUCCCUCCUCCGUUAGAUGCUCACCCAGUCUCCACUCCUUCAAAAAAUCGUUAAAAACCCACUUCUUCAUAAAAGCGUAUCAAUUAAACUGUUAAUAGCUCCUGACUGAUUCCUCUUCUGCAACUGUCACUAGUCUAAUACUAUCCUUACCUUUUUGUGUCAUUUUACCCCACUCCCUCUAGCAUGUAAGCUCAUUGAGCAGGGCCCUCAACCCCUCUGUUCCUGUGUGUCCAACUUGUCUGGUUACAACUGCAUGUCUGUUUGUCCACCCAUUGUAAAGCGCUGCGGAAUUUGACAGCGCUCUAUAAAUAUCAUAAUAAUAAUAAAAGUAAUAUCUGCAAAAAGUGUUAAGUUUUUUGUUCUGAAUUUUUUCAGCAUGCUAAAUUGCAUUCUGUGAUGUAAGCAGGUACAUUUAUUUAUUUUUAUAAGCACUGGUGUAUGACACAACCUUACCUCUGCUGCGUUAAUUCCAAUAAACAAUGCAACCAUAUUUACUGAGGGGAAAUAUAUUGUACUGGAAGUUACAGUUCAUCAUUAAAUCUAUAGGCAGGAAUUCAAAAUGUUAAAGUAGAAUAGUCACUUGUUUGUUAAUUACACCAUUGAAUAAACAAUUGAAAAUCCCCUCUAACUUGAUAACCUUUUUUCAUAUGAUGUGACUGCUGUGAGGAAAAAGGCAUUGUCUACGAACGGAGGCUCUUGCGGGAUCCUCUGUAGACUUCAGUGUUGUGUUCUUGUACAUACAUGAGAUAUCUAAAAAUCCUUGCAAGUGAUGGUUCCUUUAUAAGGCUUGUCAAAAAAAAUUUUUUUACGGUGACCUUCAUGUCUCGAUCCUAUAUUUCAGCUCGCUGAUGUUAAAGUACAACUUAUUGAAACCAAGCAGGCUUUGGAGGAUAGCGUAAAUCUACAGGAUUUCACUCUUGCAUCUGAAUUAAAGGAGAAGGUGGCAGAACUGGAACAAUUGAAAACACAGCUGAUUAAGGAAGCUGAACAGCCAGAACUUAAAGAAAUACGCGUGGAAAAGGUUACAUUUUACAGAACAUUUACCCAAAAAAGCACUUACAAGGCUUUAAAAUGAAGCAGAUACUUUUUGAACUCCUUUUUAAAUGUUAAUCAUAAAUCUUCUAUUUCAGAAUGACCCAGAAACACUCCUUAAAUGUCUUAUUAUGUGCAAUGAACUCUUAAAGCACAUGUCUCUUUCUAAAGGACUAGGAGGAACAUUAAAUGAGAUCAUUGAAUCAUUGGUAAGUUUCUCUUUUUCUUAGCUGAAACAAAAAAAAAGGGGGUAAAAAUAAACCUGAAGUGCAAAUAACACAAAUCCCCAAAAAUAAUAUUGCUUAAGAUCCGUGUCUCUUACAGCCAUUUUACUAAUAUUUCCCCAUAGAUGCGCCAGACUCAUCAUGUAUGUAUAAUCCUUUAGAUUUGAUUAGAUUUGAGAGUACAACACAUGUAUGUCUAAUUACAUAUAAUAUUUUUAUGUACUUUAUAUCUCUGAAACUGUUGAAAUUGUCCAUUCUUGGUUCAAUAUAAUUGGGUUUAUUUAUAGUGGAAUUGUACUCACACUCUGGCUUUCUGCAGAUUCUUCCUGGUAUAACCAAUGUACACCCAUCUGUAAGAAAUAUGGCCGUAUUAUGCAUUGGAUGCUGUGCUCUUCAGAACAAAGAUUUUGCUAGACAACAUCUUCCCCUACUAUUGCAAGUAAGUAUGUUUUCUUAUUUAUUUCCUGCGCUUUGCCACUGGUUACUUGAAAACAAGGCCUUUUUUAGUUUAAAUGCAUUAUAGCUAAUAUUCUGGUUAAAGUAAGAAUGUCUGUUAUAAGUCACUUCCUCAUGGCUCAGAACUAAGCUUACAAGAUUCAUAGAAUACUUGCUGAUAUAUAUUUUUACAUUAUCCUUUAAAUAUUCUGGGGGAAAUUUCCGUAUUUCAUUGAGAGAAGUCUUCUCAUGUGGCGUUGACAUGAUGUUGUGCAUUCCUCCUCUGUUACAAGAUGAGGCGGUAAAUAAUCCCACCCGAUGACAUCCGUGACACUGGAGGACUGUCUACCUCUUCUUAAAAUUGCCUGUUUUCCAAGGUAGCACUAUAUUUAAUGUGAUAUUUUGACAGCAGGACUCGGUCAUUCAGACCUGGACAGGAGAACAUUAACAGCAGACUAAAGGAUGGACAGACGAGAAGGUCAAUGUAGGAUAGACAGGCUAUAGACAAAGGCUACGUGGGAAGAGGACCAGGCAUCAGAAAUUGGGCAAAGGUGCAAAUAGGUUAUAUAUAGUGGAAGGUACACAACAAGGCAAUAUAGGAUAGAACUUAAAAGUAUAGAAAGAUAAGAUGAUGUAGACUAAGGAGGUUAACAGAGAUGAUAAGAUAUAGAAGCACAAGUCAAUGGAAUUACAUUUGGCAAUAUGGACAGAGAUCUGAUAGGUAGAAGAGCAUAAGAAAUAUGUGGAGGUGUAGUUAGGAGGACAAUCUAUGGGGCAGCGAUGUCUUAAGCAGAGUUUGGCAAUGAGGCAGAAGGGGGGAAAAAAUAUGCUGAUAGGAGUAAGCAUUACAAUUAGCUGCAAGGAAAGUAGAAAGACACUUAGUGAGGAAACCCAUGGAAACAAUGUAGUGGGUAAAGUAGAGAACUAAUAGGUUUUCCAAAAUUAAAAUCAUUAAAACUAGUUGAAAGGGCUAGGUAAUUUAGGCUUAAAAAAGAACCAAACAAACCGCUGUAAUGAGAUGAAUAAGGGUUAGAGAUUGGCUGGGAAGGGAUCUGAAAUGGGAAAAGUGUUGGUGGCUGGAAAACAAUUGGACAUUCACUCAGUUGAACUGCGGAAUUUGUUGGCACUAUAUAAAAGCAUAAUAAUGUGAGAAACAGGAAAUGGGCUAGGAAGAACAGACUGGAGGAUGCAAAAAUAAAUGUGGAGAACAAAUACAACCGUGAUAGGUGUGAUAUUUUCAGCUGGAGACAUAGAUGGGGAUUUUAAGCAUGAAUGGGAGAGAUAAUGAAGCGAAAGGCAAAAAAAGGAAGUAUAAAAGGAUAUUUACGAGUGAGAUGGGAAAUAUUAGGAACAGUAAACUUAGAUCUUCUUCCAAGCACUAAAAAUCCUUACACUCCUCUAUGAAGACUUGGCUAACACUGGAACAUCUAUAGGAGAAACUGUUCAUCUCUGAUUAUCGGAGCGCCCCUUUAAUACACUGCAAUUUUGCAAUUACAAGGGGAUUCGUGUGCUACACUAUUUUGUAUUUGACAGAUGUAGAAGAGGCCCCUCACUACAAUAUGAUUUGUCUUAUUUUUAAUUAUAUGGGCUCCUUAUGUUUGAAUACCUAGUGUUACAUAAGGGCUAUAAGUGGCCAUUGUCACGAUUAUUGGUGAUCUUUGGAAAAUUUUAGGGCACUUGCUUGUGGUGAUUGAAGUAUUGCUGCAAUAACCAGUUUAUACAUCCAUGUGAAUAUAAUUUUGCAUAUGCCUACAAUCCACACUUGUGGAUAAUGUUUGACAAUAUCAAUGUAGAAGUACUCGUGAACACAGUAUUAUAUGUGGCUGAACUGUUCAUUUAAUAUAUCCAUUCAGUAUUGAAUGGAUAUAUGCCUGCAAUAUACAGUUUGAAUAAUGCUUUUUCUAAAACAUCAGGACAUGUAGUGUGCAUAUUUAAUGUAUAUGUUGUGGGUAUAUGUAUGCAUGCAAAAGUUGCUAAACCUGUUUGGGAUCAAGGCAACCAUUUCAGUUUUGAAAGUCUAGGUGUGAUUGUGGCAAUCAAAAACAUUGACAACACACCUGCCUGAUUUUUUUUUUUUUUUUUUGGCCUUGAUUUACCUGAAGCCUGGGCCAGUUAUACUGAAGAUUUAUACCCUAGAUAUGAAUUAAGAACCUUAUUGUAUUACAAAAUAACACUUGUAAAAGUAAUUGAGUUACUGCACCUUCAGAGUUUUCAUUUUAUUGCAUUAGUAUAGUUUUUUAAUCAUUAUUUUAUUUUUCAAACAGAUUUCUCAGCUUGAUGAGGUCAAAGUGAGAACCAGUGCCCUGAAUGCUGUUUUUGAUAUGCUUCUGCUGUUUGGAAUGGAAAUUCUUAAGUCAAAGCAAGAUAAUCUUGGCGAUUCUCAGUCCAAAUCUGAGGAAGAUGCAAAGGAGUUAUCCGUAGAAGAAAAUCAAGAGCCCUCCAAUGAAACUAAAACCAGCGAACAAGUAAAAGAAGAAAUAUCUACCGUCAACAGUAUCCUUCAACUAUUUUCGAGUUUCCUGGACAGUGAGGUAUAGUUUUUCUUUACUGUUCAAACCAAACCAAUAAAAGUUCAAACUGAAAGCAAACUUAUUUUUUUAAAUAAGGCUACACAAUAUUUAAAUAUCUUUUUAAAUUUACUAUAUAUAUUUGAAGUAUUAACUUUACACUUACCUAUGCAAAAAAAAAAGAUUUCCUCUGAUUGGGUCAUGAAGACUGGAUAAAAGGUUGGGAUAAAAUAGUAUAGUGUAUCCUGUAAUCUUGUAUAUGUAAAAUGUGACUGUAAACUCUUCUAAUAUGAUUUCUUUUUACCUAUUGAAUUAAUAAUAAUCAUUUAUUUAUUGUUUAUGAAAGCUUCCAGAAAUCCGAACUGAUACAGCAGAAGGCUUAGCUAAGCUUAUGUUCUCUGGAAGACUAAUCAGUGCCAAACUUCUUUGCCGGUUGGUUUUGCUUUGGUAUAAUCCUGUGACUGAAGAGGAUACAAAACUUCGGCAUUGUCUUGGUGUUUUCUUCCCUAUAUUUGCUUAUUCUGGCCGGUAUGUAUAUGAUAUUUUGCCUUGCUUGAUGGUUCUUGGUUGAAUGCCAAAAAUGUUCCGCAUUCCUUUUUUAGAAAACAUAUCUUUCGGGAGGCCUUACACUUAUUACUAAACUUCCAUAACAAAUCUCAAAGUACCGUUGAUAUACUUGAUACAAUACUUAAAGUAUAGCGAAUACCCACCUAUUUGCAAUAUACAACAAUAUCCUCGAAGGAUGCAUGUACCGCCAGUUCUGCUCCAACUGGCCAACAAGUGUAUACAGAAAUAGUCCAAAACUUGUGUACAUUUUAAAAAUCCCCUUUAUUAGGACUAAUUUUGUUUUUCUCCAUUUAUUGUGUCUGUUGGCACGUUGCUAUGUUUCUUUUGUAUAAUUUGAGUGCCUGUUUAGAAUCACUGUAUUAUUUGUUAGACACAGCCCAAGAAACAGAAACAGAAACAUUAUGUAAAAUUAAAAUUGUGUGUAACUGCAUGGUAAACAUUUGGCUAAUGUAAAUGCAUCACAGGGUAACAUUAAUGUGUUUUUUUUUCUUCACAGGGCAAAUCAAGAGUGCUUUGAAGAGGCUUUCAUUCCAACUCUUAAAACUCUGUUUAAUGCUCCGGCUACAUCCCCAUUAGCUGAUGUCGAUGUUGCCAAUGUUGCAGAAUUAUUAGUGGACCUGACCAGGUCCAGUGAAUUAAAUACAAAGAACAAGCUAUCUCAAGAAUUUCAAGUAAGGUGCCCCCCCUUUUAGUUAUCAAUAAUGUGUGCAUAUCUAUGAACUGCAUUGGAGCGUUGUACGCACUAACAUUUCAUGAUGGAGAUUUGUACAUGUUUUAAUGUGGUCAUACAUAAAUGUGUGUUAAUAGUCUGCUUUGUAAAAGAUAUGAUGCUUAAUGUAUACGUUGCUCUAGUGAAAUCACCAACAAACCUAUAUUUGAAACAAUAUAUUUUCCAGUCCGGAUAGAUGCCAGCCUGACCUUUGCAUCUGUUAAUGCGAGAAUGUGCACCUCAUUCAAUUCAUUGAAUGCUUGUGCCACCAGCUGACUGGUAAAACUAUAUAACAUUUCUAUACCAAUAAAAGUUUUAGCUUGACCUGUAACAUCCUAUUUUUAAUUAUCCCCUAUAGCAUUUUUUUUGAGGACUGAAAAAAUACAAUUCGUUUUAGAAAUCUAUCCAGCUUGGCUCUCUGUUACUAAAUCUUUCGUUUUCUGUCUUUGAACAUAGUUUGUUAAAGGGAAGAAACUGAAAUGUUUCUGAUCUCCUCAUUUUCAUUGUGUGACGGGGCUGUGCCCAGAAUGCGCUAGAUUGUGAUCUGAUCUUGAAAUCGUUAAUAUUUAUUUUAAAAGAAAACAAAGCUAUAAAUAUAUAUAUUUUUUUUUCAAUAAUUGGGGAAAAAUUCACACAGGAGAAAAAAAAUUGGUUAUUUUUCACUGUUUUAAUCAAUAAAGCGACAGUUCCGCUUUAAAGAGAAAAUGUUAUCCUGUAAAACUUAUGGAUGAUCUAAUUUUAACUGAAAUAAAAUAUUUACCUUAUAACCAAACUAUCCUAAUUACCAUAAUUUGGUGAAAUGGAUACAUGAAUAUUCAUCAUUCUAAAUAAAAACUUGUUUUAGCCUUGCUAGGCCUUAUCGGUAAUAUAGGCUUGUCUUUAACCCCUUUAAGGACACAUGACAUGUGUGACAUGUCAUGAUUCCAUUUUAUUCCAGAAGUUUGGUCCUUAAGGGGUUAAGGGCUUACAGAUGCACUUCCCCACCGUAGUGUUUUAGCCUGUGCCAGUUAGGCUAAAUAAGUAUGGGAGGAAAGAAAAACCAUAAAACCAUGCUGGGCCUGACAGCAAUGUGGAUUUGGAAGCACAUUGCAGAAACACUAAGCACCAGAUUGUAACUUUGCCCUUGAAAUCGAUAAUCACCUAUUCAUGUAGAGAUGGAAGUUUCUCUGUACAAACUUUCUGCAGCUUAGAGCGAUUUUCGUCUACUUUAUCAGGAUUUUGUUUUGCAUUAGAAAAAUCAUUCAGUAGCUUGUACGAUGGUCAGUGUUAAAACCAAAAUGGUUAAUUGCACCUUAACUUAUUACAGGCUCCUUCGGUACAUGACAGCUUGGCAUUGACAAUUUGUAAUGAAAUCUUAAUGGAUCCCACUUCUCCAGAUGUCCGUAUUUAUGCAAAGUGUUUAACUUCUCUGGAAUUAACUCCAGAUUAUAAUGAAGAACUGCUACUUCCACUCUUCAAUAGCAUUCUAGAGGUAAUUUGUUUUUGUAUGGCUAAUUUCAUUUUAAUCCAUCAUUUAAAAUAUACUCAUUAACCUAAACCUUGCUUACUAAAUGCACCUAUGAAAUAUGCAUGCUUCACCGGUUUCUUUCUUUGUAUUUCUGCAUAUUUAUUGUAGGAUGUUACAGACAAAGUUUGUGAACGAGCAAUUGAAAAGGCUAAAAUGCAAUUUAAAAAUUCCAAGAAUUUAAGGGAGGAAACACAACUAGAACAGGAAACAGAGUGUGUCGAUGAGCCAGAAAACAAAGAGGAAGGUAAUUAACAUGCAUAGUGUUGUUUUGUUUGUUGCAUUCAUUUUUAUCUCAUCUGAUUAAUACAUUUCACUCCCUGUCCCCUUCUUCUAGAAAAGCAAAAAGACGAAAAUGAUGUUUUUGAGGAACAAAAUGUUGACACCCCAAAACCAAAGUCUAAGAAAGGAAAAGGUUAGAAAAUUUUCUAUAGUUUAAAAAAUAAAUAAAUAAUAAAUCCUCCCCCCCUCCCCUUAUUUAAAACCAAAAAAUGCAAUAUGUUUACGUAAACCAUAAGAACUACAUGACCUCCUAAAAUAAUGCUGUAGGACAAGCAUAUCAAAUGCAAAACAAGGUUUAAGUUUAUGUGGGCUGCAUAAAAACAAAAACUUAAAUUUUUGUAGAAACGUAGGUUAAUUUUGAAAAGUACAGAAAAAAUGACGUCAUAUUCCGGCACCCAGCAUCACCAUAGGGGGCGCGCGCGAGCAGUGAGUAGGAAGAAUAGAGUGCACUUUCUGACGCCAGCUUCCUCAUUCCUCACCUCCCUGCCGGGUAAAUUUUAGCAGAGUAGGCAUCUGCAAUGUGGUGAGAACAGGUGCCUUAACAGUAAGCAUGUCAAACUUGUGGCUUGCUGGGCCACAAAGAUAUUCAUUGGGGGCCCCCUGAGUUUGACAUGCUUGCUGUAGGACAUAGCUGAGUAGGCAAGUUCAUAGUCCUAUUAUAUUAUGGUCUUUUGGUUCCGGUACAUUGUUUUAUUCACAGUUUUAGACCAAAGUAGACAUCUCAAAUGUUUAUCCCCUUGUUUAUACCCUUUAACCACAUUAGGACUUUCCAUGCUGUUCACCGCAGGGUGGGCUUUAAUCACCUUAGUACAACAUGCAACAUUUUGGUGUAAAUUCCUGCCCACAACAGGGAGACGCAAGUAUCAAUUGAUACCCUCUGUUAACUGGGGCCACGUUUUCUAAUAUUGCUACAAAAUGGGGAAAAUCCUUCUUGAUUCCACAGCAAUUAGUUCAUCCAAACAUUUUUUUUUAUUUCUCCCCAAAAGUUUUGUAUUCUCAUUAGUAUGAUUUUAGUGUUCUCUCUUACUUGCAUACUGGUAAUAAUGAAAAGAUAUGAAUUUUUUUUUUUUUUUGUGCUUGUGUGUGCAUUCAUGUUUGUCUUCAGUCAAAUGAUAUACUUUAUUUUAACAGCAGGAAAACAGAAAGAUGAACCUGUUGUUGCUGAAGAGCAAAAUACUGAAGCGGCACAACAGAGGAUGACAAGAGGGAAAUCUCAGACAAGUAUGCAAUCUCUUCAAUAUAAGAACAGUAGUAUAUGGGUUAAUAACCAGGAAAAGUUAAUUUAGCUUUUCUUUGGUGUCCAAGUAUGCUAAGAGGUCUACAUGUUAUUAACAUCUAAACACAACAAUACUGCGCUGACUUUGCCUGGAUUUGAACCUGUGGCUCUCUGUCAUUGCAGUUUAUUUGAAGUCCGUUCAUUGGAUAACGUCCUGAUCAAACAGGAUAAUUCCUAUGGUUUUCUUUUCCCCUAAAACAUUUUUCUUCUUCUUUAAACCAGCUUUGCAAGCCAUAGGAAGAUGCAACCCAUGCAAUUGGUGUACAGCCAAACUAUAUUACCCAUACAGCAACUGUUCUGUCUAAUUUUAUUAAACAUAUAAAUGAAAGAGGGCAGUUCAUUCUUUUAUCUAAUCAAUGUAUCUAGCUGUGUGUGUAUGUGGAGAAAAGUAUUGGGGCAAUUAUUGAAUUUAGAUGCUUCAGUCAGACCCAUUGUCACAAGUUUAUAAAAUCAAGCACCCACCCAUGCAGUCUGCAUUUACAUUUGUGAAAAAAUGGGUGGCUCUGAAGAGAUUUGUGAAUUCAAGCAUGGUACUGUGAUAGGAUGCCACCUUUGCAAUAAGUCAGUUCACAUAAUUUCCUCCCUGCUAGACAUUCCACAGUCAACUAUAAUUAUAUAUGGUAUAAUUGGAAAGUGGACGCGUUUAGGAACAGCAGUAAAUAAGUCCAUGUAAAGUCACAGAGCAGGGUCACAGAGUGCCAAGUCGCAUGGUGUGUAAAAAUAGCCAACGCUCUGCUAAUUCUAUAGCUGAAGAGUUAAAAUCUUCCACUGGCACUAAUAUCGGCACAAAAAUUGAACGGCAGGAGCUUCUUGAAAGGAGUUUCAAUGGCUGAACAAGCAUCGUAUGACCAAGUACAAUGGCAAGCAUCGGAUCGAGUGGUGUAAAAUACGCUGCCACUGGACUCUAGAGCAGUGGAAACAAUUGCCGAAUCGCGUUUCUCUGUUUGGCCGAGUCUGGUUUGGUGGAAGCCAGGAGAACGUUACCUGUCUGACUAUAUUGUGCCAACUUUAAAGUUUGGUGCAGAAGGGAUAAUGCUAUGGGGCUGUUUUUCCAGAGUUGGGCUUGGUCCCUUACUUCUAGUGAAAGGAAAUAUUAAUGCGUGUCCAUACCAAGACAUUUUGGACAAUGCUAUGCAUCCAACUUUGUGGGAACUGUUUGAGGAAGGCCUUUUUCUAUUCCAGGAUUCCCAGAAAAGUGGUAGCUGUUAUAGCUGCAAAGGAUGAACCAACUACAUAUUAAUGUCUAUGUAUAUAGAGUGAGCUGUUAUAAAAGUCCCUGUUGGUGUGAUGGUCAUGUCUUCCAAUUUUUUGUCCAUAUAGUGUAUGUAUGAAAAUCAUUGAAAAUCAGGUUUAUUGUCAAAAUUUAUAGACUUUCAGCUGUUUGCAAUAAAAAUAUAAAACAAAAGCAUUUGAAACAGGGCAACACAACAAAAUACUUCAAGUGGUUUCCCCAAAUUCAACUUAAAUGCAACUGUGUAUGUAUAGAUAUAUAUGUAGAUUGAUGUAUCGAUAGAUACUGCACUGGCGAGUUCUGUGACAUCUGAUUUUUGUCUCUCAGAAAUAGAAAUUUACUUUAUGAAGAAAAGAAAAUUGUGCGUGUAUCUGGAACCCUGGUGUUUAGAACCUGUAAAUCUGCAGACCCAUACAAAUACAGUGAAACCUAGUAAUUGCCCUGUUACGACUGCUUAUUUUCAAUCAUUAAGAGAAGUCAUGAAGAGCCUUAUUUAUUUCAUUGUCCAUAAACAUCAGUGUUGUACUCCUGCUGAUGCAAAAAGUCCCCUCAAAUAGACUCUCUUGGUUUUCUGCCCAUAACAGAAAUUAUAUAUAUUUGUAUAAAUAUUUUAUUGCGUUAUGUUUGAACCUCUGACCUAAUCUAUACAGUCAUCUUAAAAUGUGUUUUCCAUUCUUUCAGACCGCAGGAAGGAAUCUACUACUACAACCAGGAGAAAAGCCAGUAAAAAUUCAGGGCUGGACUCUGGCAGGUAUGUGCACACUAUACUUGGGGUAUUAUAUAUCUGUUGGCUCUCCAAGUGUCUAUUUUGUACUCCACAGAAGAGCAGAGCUAAACAUAUCCAAGGUAGACAAUAGCAGAGUGAACUCUUAGUAGACUGGGCAACUAACACAAGUAACUAAGCAAGACAUAUACCAAGUCAGUUUACUUAAUGUAUAAACCUUUUUUUUUUUUUUAUAGUAAAAAAUCAGAAGAGCCAGCACCUGUCAAUACAAGACCAUCGAGGAGAGCCAAGACUGCAGCUAUGGAGAAAACAAAAAUGAAUCUCUCAAAGCUUCUUAAUGAAGAAAAUUAGUGCACAUGCUUUUUCUUAAUUGGUUAGCAUAUGAUUUUUUUUUUUUCCUUCUAACUAAUCUGUGUUAUAAAAUGCAAGUCUGUGUUGUUUUUUUUUCUUCUUCUUUUGAACACGCAAAUGAUUGCUCAUGUCUACAAUAGUAUGUCUAUUGCUGCAGUUGUUAUGGUGCCCGGAGCACUGAUGGCUCUCAGCCACUGAGCACCUGUAUUUAAUACAAUUUUGAUAAUACAAUAAAAAUAGGGAAUUUGGAAGCAAUAACUUAUUUUAUGGAAUAUAGACAUUUAACCUCCCCUAAUGAAUGCAUGCCUGGAUUAAUAUGUCCAGGGUCCAUACCUCUGUCAGGUGUGAGAUCGACAGUCUUGAAAGGAGUCUGCUGCUCACUGAGCAGAGUUUAGUGGGGACAGGUAGUGGAGUGGGAGGAGAUAAGACAGAUGGGGAACAGGCAUGUAGCUGAGUAACAGUUGGGUGAUGUAGCAGGGGAGGAGGGAAGGUAAAAAGGCUAACUAGUCCUGACCUUGGGCAAUCAGACAGAUUUUCCAAUUUGAGUGAAGAUGUUGGGAGCACAAGCUCAGGAAUUGCCCUACUGGAGGAAGCUGUUCCUUCUAACAGUCUAGGGAACAGUCCUUCUUGUACGGAUGGAGUUGAGAAUGUAAGAAAGGCUGUAUCCUGGGAGCUCGGGUCUGACAUGUUGCAGACAGAGUGGAUGAUUGGGAGGGGCUGGUGAUUACCCUGCAGUUGUGUUUGUACCAAUGACAAAGGAAAAUGGAAGGUCCUAAAGAAUGAGUUCAGGGAAUUGGAAAGUAAACUGAAUAAAAUGACCUCCAAGGUAGUACUUUUAGAAAUAUUACCUGUGCCACGCACUACAGUAGAAAGGCAGAUAAGGUAGGUUAAUGCGUGGCUGUAGGAAGUAGAGCUUUUUUUAGAGUAUUUUGCGCUUAGGUACAAUCUUUAUAGUUGUGAUGAAUUGCACCUAAACAGAAGAGGGUCUACUGUGCUGAGGGACUGAGUGGCUAGAAGGCUGGAGGAGAUUUUAAACUAGUGGUAGUAGGAGAGGGAUAUAGAAAUCUACAAAUUGGAUAUAGGAUCGAAAGGAGAUGAGCUUUAGCUCCGCACAAGGGGGGUUGAGCACUCUCCCCUGCUCAGCACCGUAGUGAUGCCGGAGCCGGAAUAUGAAAUCAUCCCGGCAUCACAAGGAGGCGCGCAAGGGAGCUGUGCAGGAUGAUCACUGCUCCCUCGCCGCCAGCCGCUCAGCCCAGCAGCUCCACUGGACCCCAAGGUAAUAAACUCCAUGCCAGCACUCCCAAAGGUAGAGAGGCUGGGUGGAGUGAAAGUUAAAAAAAUAAAUUGUGUGUGUGUCUGUUAGGAAAUGUGUGUUUGUCAGUGAGCGUGUACGUUUGUCUGUCAAAGAGUGUGUGUAUCUGUGUGUCAAGGUUUGUGUAUGUGUCACUGUGUGAAUCUGAGUGUGUGUUCAUGUGCCAGUGUGUAUCUCUGUGUCAAGGUCUGUGCAUGUGUCAAGAUGUGUAUCUUUGUGUCUGUGUGUUAAUUUGUUUGUGUACGUACGUACGUGGCAUACUUACAGCAAUCAUAUGUGCAUACAUCACAGCAAUUAAACACCAACACAACAUGCAAACACACUCCUGCAAUCACAAGCAUUAUACAAAAACCCUCAAUAUUCAAACACACCCUUCACCCAAACACUCAUACUUCACACAAAUGUGCAUCCACAUUUAAAGCGAACACUACAUCCAAGUACACCCCUGCAUGCAAAUUCAAACAUUACAUACAAACACACCCCUGCACGCAAAUGCAAACAUUACUUACAAACACACCCCUGCUAACAUUAUAUACACAAAACCAAAUGUACACACAAAAGCACACCUGCUCCUAAGUAUUACUAUCUGCGCUACAGUGCCAAAACAUUUUUGGGGUUCCACGUUGUUAGCGCAUUAUGUCAAAGGGUUCCACACGAAAAAUUAAUUGGGAACCCCUGCUCUAGGUCAUGCAAAGUCCUUGGUCAUCUUGCAUGAUCUGCACGUUUGACAUCUCCCCAGGUUGGUUCAUUGAUAUUAAGGUCAGGAGACUGAUGGCCAUUCCAAACCUUCACCUUUUUCUGCUGUAACCAGUGGAGCAUCAACUUGGCCUUGUGCUUUUGGUCAUUGUCAUUCUGGAAAGUCCAAGCGUGUCCCAUGCACAGCCUUUGUGCAGAAGAAUGCAAAUUGUCUGCCAGUAAUUUCUAAUGACAUGCUGCAUUCAUCUUGCCAUCAGUUUUCACAAGAUUCACCGAAACAUCAGCCGCCACCACCAUGCCUCACAGUGGGGAUGGUAUUCUUUUCACAAUAGGCCAUGUUGACCCCUCUCCAAACACAGCACUUAUGUUUGUGACUAUAAAGCUCUAUUUUGGUCUAGUCACUCCAAAUUACAGUGUCCCAGAAGCUGAGGCGUGGCAAGGUGUUGUCUGUGAUAUUGUAACUGGGUGUUUUUUUUCUGGCAUUGUCGCAGUAAAGGUUUCUUUCUGGCAACUCGACCAUGCAGCUCAUUUUUGUUCAAGUAUUGUCGUAUUGUGAUCCUUGAAACAACCACACCGGUUAUCUGGGUUUUUUUUCUUUGUAUCACAAGCAAUUCUUCUGGCAGUUGUGGCUGACAACUUUGUUGCCCUAUGUGGUCUGUGAACUAUUUGCAAAUUAGAUUAUAAUUUCAUAAAACUGUUACUGAGGUAAUGAUAUAGGUUAAUAUGCUUCUAUAGGAAUAGAGAUAUAAAUGUAAAUACAAAAUAAUUAUAUAUUUCUACUUUAAGUCUCAUUCUACAACAUAAAAUGUAUGGAUUUUAACCCUAAGUAGUCUAUAAAUAUAAAAUAUACUUGAGAUAGCAGUGAAUUUGCUACAAAAAUUGGCAUAUAAAUAGGCUAAGACAUAAGAUUGUCCGUAUGUAAAAAGAACCUUGAAAUGUAAGAGAUACAUAAAAUUGUAAAUAUAUUUAAAAAAAUACAUGAACUGAGGAUAUAAAUUAUGUAAAAUGAGAUAGAAAAAAGGGGGUAAUUUAAAAAUUUUACAUUUUUAUGAAAACUGUCAUUAGGAAUGAAACUGUUACAAGCCACAGAGUUCCUGAAUGUUUUUGUUUCUAUUUUGUUAUUUUUUUAAAUAGAUUUCUAAGUCUAGAAACUCUGUUUUUCUUUUGACUGGUUAAAAGUGAAUUUAAGAUUAUAAGGAUUAAAAUGAAAAGAUAUUCUUUAAUACUUUGUAAUGAUGAGAGGUCCCUUUCCCAUAUAAAAAUAUAAUCUAUCUCUGCCAUAGGACUAGAUUUGCGCCACGUGGGGAGUUCGUCCAGAUGAAUUAAUCUUCCUACUUUUGCCAUAAAGAGAUUAGCGUAAUUUGGCGCAAAUCUAGUUCCCAUGGCAUUCCCCUCAAUGUGUUGAUAAAAGUGAUUGUUUGCCCAAAAGAAGUUGUGACUUAGGAUGAAUGCCACACAUUUCACUAGAUAAUCAAUUUGGUAAUUUUUAAGGUUGGAAUGUGUGGCUAGUGCAUACUGAAUUGCCUUACACCCUUGAAGAUGUUCAAUGACCGUGUAAAGUUAUGUAACAUCUGCUGUUACUAAAAUAUAUUCUUGUUUCCAUUCUAUUGUAGACAGAAUUUGAAUGUGUGUAGUGUCUCUAAAAUAGGAUUUUAGUUUCACUACCAUUUCUUGUAAAAAUGUAUCUACAUAUUCUGACAGAUUUUAUUGAAGGGACCUAAUUUCUGAAAUGAUUGGUCGUCCUGGGGGGUUAACUAGUCUUAUGUAUUUUAGGUACAUGAUAAAAUACGGCCAAUCUAGGGAACUUACAAUGUAUGUAGUCAUAUUCCUUUUUGUUUAAAAUUCCUGUUUUUACCUUCAUCCAAAAGGGUUAAUUUGUUUGAAUUCUUCACAUGCAUUAUGUUUUAGGAUUUUAUGUUUUCUCAUCAUUGUGUAGUCUUUGAUAAUCCUUUUAUAUAAUCAGAGUUAAAAUUACAAGACCACCCCUUUAUCUGCAGCUCUUAUUACAAUCUGACCAUCUUCCAUUAAAUUUUUUUAAGGUGUUCCUAUCUUUUUAAGUUAAAUUGUCUGUUCUGAGUGGAACCGCUGUAUGGUCUUGCCCACCGUGCUGCAGCUCUGUUUCAGGGUCUUGGCAAUCUUCUUAUAGCCUAUUCCAUCUUCAUGUAGAGCAACAAUUCUUUUUUUUCAGAUCCUCAGAGAGUUCUUUGCCAUGAGGUGCCAUGUUGAACUUCCAGUGACCAGUAUGAGAGUGUGAGAGCGAUAACACCAAAUUUAACACACCUGCUCCCCACUAACACCAGUGUCAUUUCUUCAGUGUUAAAAGAAAAAACGAUUAUAAAUAGGAUGGCGCAAAUGAGAGAAGGAUCUUAGUACAUGCAGCAACCAACAAAAACAAAUCCUGGUAAAACUAUUUGAACAUAAAAUAACUUACAGUAGUGAUGGUGCG
Pelobates cultripes (western spadefoot toad) is the source of this 37226-nucleotide messenger RNA. Lineage: Eukaryota; Metazoa; Chordata; Amphibia; Anura; Pelobatidae. The record is from the annotation of a GenBank genome assembly.